CCACUGGGAAUGCAAAAUGGCGAUAUACWAAACACUAGUUUAAUAUCCGGACCAACCUUUAAUAAUGACACCGCAAAYUAUGGUGCCCAGCUCGCACGCCUCCAUUCACCACAGGGAUACCGUGGAGACAUAAAGGCACCAARAACUUCGUGGAUUUCUAUUGGACUAGGGCAUGGUGUAAUUGUUACGGGAAUAGCUGUCCAAGGAUAUGGUAACGCAACGGUCAAAGAGUGGGUCACGCAAUUCAGUUUGCUAUAUUCAAAGAAUGGAAGUGCUUUUAAACCAGUGCGUGAUUUGAAAAGUAAAUAUGCUAAAUUUUUAGGUAACAAGGACAGGGACUCGGUUCAAAAGAUGGAUUUACCCUUUCCAGUAGUAGCGUCCACUAUCAUGUUCAUACCAUUACAAUGGCACAAUAAUGUAGGGCUUAGAUUGGAAUUAUACGGAUGCAAKCAGGAUUUUUAUUUCACGAUAUAUAUGUUGCUUGAUAAACGAGCUUUCACAAUGGCAUUACGAAGCAGUAAGAGCUUUGAGUACAAAGUUGCAAAAGAAGAAGUCUUUCGAGAGGUGAAUGGAUUUGCAGAUCAAAUUCCUGGAUUUUUGGACUUUGUCUUCAAAAGAUUUAGUCCACAGGAAAGUGUGACCACCAGUGDAACUCUUGUAGCAGUGGAGCUUGACAUAUACUGCAUUGAGUCGAGUAUUUGGUACCUUGUAGCGAAGCUCAAAGAAGAAAUUCGUAAAAGCGAUCUUUUUGAAAGAGAGUUUUUCAAGAUAAAAUAUCCAAAAAGCAGGGCAUGUCCAUCACCUGACCUCAAUAUACUACCAAUGACCGACCACGAUUCAAAAACACUAACUCUCCUUAAGAGCUCAUUGCCUGUUUUCCAAGCUCAUUURCAACACCAGUGCAAGUCUGAGAGACAACUGCUAACAUGGAAGACUGGCUUUGUAGACGAAGAAAGUGGUAUUCUGUCCCCUUUCAUGCUCAGCCCAGUUACCUCUUAUAACUUAACAUUAGGAACGUACGCUCUCAAAAGCCGGCUGAUUUUCCUACAAUGUACAGUGUCUAUAACUGUUGGAGGUGAAACGAGCUUUCUACAGGACUACAUAUUCAUCAGGAUCAUCAAUAGAAGCAUUCCAGUAAGAGUGAUGGUGCCUUCACAAGAAGAAGCAAAAAACAGGAUCCAGAAUGUCGAUGGUGAACUAGAUGAGUUAGUUAGGAAAGGUGAUGCAAGCAAAGUCGCUGAUAUGUCAUUGUUUGCACUCUCCUUGAUGAAAGCCUAUGUCCAAGACGAAGACACUGAAACUAAGGUAAAGGAUGAUAUUAUCACUCAUGUUAGUGGAAUGAACAUCACAUCUGUUGAAACCUCUUUGAAGUGCGCCGCUAUUCUWAAACCAUCCACAGAACAAACAAAAGAGCUCUCUCAACAAACUCAGGACAACGCUCUAGAAUUAAUUGAAAAAGUUACCAAUGUGAUGACUGAAGAAGUGGAAGAACUAGAUUCACGCAAUGAAACUACCAAAAUUACACUUCAAACRGCUGAGUUCUUUGGUGAUGGUGUGAUUGGUGGUUUGAGUAACAUUAUCGAUCCUGUGUUUGUUGAACAGAUGUCAUCAAUUGCUCCAGCAGACGCAACCGAUAGAAAGGACCGGCCGAAUAAAACCGAUCGAAGCAGUGAGAUACCGAAACGUACAGUUUUCAUGGCGACAAAGGUAGCCCAAGCAUUGUCAUCAAUAACAGAAGUUGGUGAUGGUCCCAGRUUUAUUAGAACAAAAAAUAUUGCCCUUCGUGUGGAAAAGGACAUUCCCAACUCAUUUGACAAGAAAAUCAUUAAGGAGURUAAAAGUACUAUAGAACUACCUCCUCUAAAAGAUGUUUUGUCAAAUGUUAAUGGGACAGUCGAAGUAAUUGGAAGCCAGCUUCUAGAAUACAAGAAUAAUCCAUUCGACUGGCACUCRAGUUCCAAAUCCAUCAGAACAGGAAUCAUUGACAUCACCUUGUCACGCAAUGGCAAGAAGAUGAAUGUAGACUCACUGGAAAACCCUAUCAACCUUUAUCUUCCAAAUACUGCUAGUAACAGCCGACGCAAAGAACCACAAAUAAACUUCUUCCUAAGACCGAUUACAAACAUUAUUGAUCUGAACAGCACAGCGAAUAUGAACUAUCACGUGAUCUACCUACCAUCCGAAUACUUUGUAGCUAGUUUGCAAGUGAUUCCAGAAAGGGGCAAUCUUCUAGAGGUUUAUAUMCGUCCGAGAAAAAGACCUUCGCCUUUGAAUUACACUGAUUUUUAUAUUAUACCAGACCUAUCGUCUUGCAAAGAUAAAAACAUUUUGACUUUUAAUUUAAGUCUUUGCGUCGAAGAUCCAUACAGAAUACAGUUUACUAGCAAUACGACUGGUUCAACUGGCCUGCAUUAUAUUGGCAUUCGUACUUUGGAAAGGCCAUCCCAUAAGCGAUCAAGAAGAAGUAGAGGKACCAACUGGGAAAAGACGUUAAAUCCAGAUUGGGAGAGGUUCCGUACUAAACGCAGUGAGAAUGGACUGUGUAUUAAAGUAAAGGAUCCGMUUACCUCCCCACCAAAGUUAAUCGCCCCUGUCUAUAACAUUGACACCGACGUCAAUUAUACGUUUUCGACGUACUUCUCUUCUUGUUUAUUUUGGUCUGAGACAAAAGAARCGUGGGAARCAAGAGGUUGUAAGCUUGGAAAUAAUUCCAAUUCAAGCUACGUGCAUUGUGUAUGUCAUCACAUGACAGCUUUUGGCGGGGACCUUUUCGUGGCUCCAAACCCCAUAGACUUUGAUCUCGUGCUGGCCGAAUUCAGCAGAAUGGGGGAGAGUGGUAACUAUGUUGUCCUKACAACAGUGUUACUUCUGUGGGCUGCCUAUUUUUCAGGGCUUAUAUUUGCCAGAAGAGCUGACAUGCUUGACAAAAUGAAGGUCAUCAAUUGUUCAAUCAAUGGCUUCGAUAAACAAAUUGGUCCUAGGAAAACCUACAAAAUAUCKAUUCAAACUGGCCUUCGGCCUGGCGCAGGAACKACAGCUAGUGUAGCCCUGAUAUUACACGGYRUUGAWGGGUCWYUUCCRGUCUAYUUGAACAAUGAUGACCCAGAAAAACUGCUUUUUGCAAGAGGCAGUGUGAAUACMUAUUGGAUUACAACAUCAGAGAACAUAGGUGAGCUGUUUAAAAUAAAAAUAUGGCACAAUAACACCGGRACAUCMCCAUCCUGGUUUSUCUCGGACAUCGURGUUGAGGAGGAAACAUGUUCCAAACGAUGGCAUUUCCUGAUUAACAAAUGGCUUGCUGCAGACAAGGAAGGGAUUAUAACUGAUGUAGUSAAAACAGACMAUGAUGAAGGAAUGAAGUUGAAAAACAGGUUCCUGUCACGGGCUGCUAGACAGUAUUCAAAUUCUCAUUUAUGGCUUUCCUUAUUUACUAAGAGUGUACACAGUACUUUUACACGCUGCCAGAGACUKUCUUGCUGUUUUCUUGUGCUGACUUCAACUAUGGUAACCAAUGCAAUGUUCUAUCAGUUCAGUUCUGAAACAACGGAAUCGUUUAUGAUUGGUCCAUUUAAAGUWAGUCUAAGGAGUAUUAAAACAGGGAUACAAGCCGCUCUUAUCACUCUACCAAUCAACGUUGCUGUUGCGUUCAUCUUUGAAAAGGUUAAAUCCAAACAAAGAGCAAUUGAAGGAGAAUUGGUCAUAUUCGAAGAAAAUCCUCAAGGCUUUAUUCCACGCUUCUUUUACCCAAUGGCAUGGUUCUUAUGCGUGACUGGMUCUGUCCUGUCGUCCAUAUUCACUGUGUUCUAUAGCUUAAUGUGGGGAGCCACUGUAUCCAAUCARUGGCUUACUUCAACCAUGAUAUCAUUCAUUCAAGAUGUCAUCGUCAAUCAGCCAAUCAAAAUCUUCCUACUAGUMUCCUUGUUGUCAAUGAUCAUCAAAAAGCCAGUUGAUAGUCGUCAAGAUGUYGGUGCUUCCGUAAAGAGGGACAUCCUUGAUUCSUAUAAAAUYGAUACACCCUCUACAACUGUUUUGUCUAAAGCGCGAGAUAUUUUGAUAGCAACAUCCACUGCAAAGACGUUUGUGGUGGAGAUUGCAUUYUAUAUGCUAUUCAUGAUCCUUGURUUUGUUGUUUGYUAUGGCAAUGUAAGCAAUGAAAGRKUCCRGCAAACUACAUCUAUUCAAACGAUUUACAAAGAUUUUGAUCAGGUUACAGAUUCGGCAUCCUUCUGGCUUUGGCUUGAAAAGGACACAAUUCCCUUCCUUUUCAAUAACACGUGGUAUAACGGAAUGAUGUUUGAAGGUCCUGAGGGCUUUUUGAGCAAUAGGGAGAUGUUUCUGAUUGGGAUGCCUCGACUCAGGCAAUUACGUGUUAAGUCAGAUAAUUCCUGCUUGUCUGAAACACCAAGACAACUGCAGCAUUUUUUCACAUCCUGCCUUCAAGAGUACAAUAUAUUAACAGAGGACAAAACCCAGUACAGCCUUCCAGGUUGGCAGCGUCCUCCAAUCGACUUGGACGUCAAUUCUUCAGAGGAAUUAAUCGACAAUUAUUGCCCAAAACCUUGGAGGUACUCUAGUUUYAAAUCUAUCCAGACAUUGCCAUAUAUGGGAGAUAAUGUUUUAUAUGGAGGGGGAGGCUUUGUUGCUGAUUUGGGCUACAGUAUUACAACGGCAUUAAGCGUCGCAAGUAACUUAAAGGAAAAUAAUUGGACAGAUGACAGCACUGCAGCAGUGUUUGUUGAGUUCACUGUAUUCAGUCCAACUACAAUGCUGUUCAGUUCUGUAAAGCUACUUUUUGAGAGAUUUCCCUACGGAGCAACGACCACUUCAUUGCGUAUCAACACUUUUAAUGUUUAUCCAACAACCAAUAAAACAUUCCUACAGCUUUGCCAGUUCUUUYUAAUGAUAAUGAUCAUCAUURCUAUUGGAAUGGAAAUWGCACAACUUCGUAUACAAAGGUUUCAGUAUUUCAAGGAUAUCUGGAACAUAGUGCAAUGGAUACAGUUAGGAACYGUGGUUGCAUCCAUUGUSAUGGCCUAUUUCAAGGAAAGCUACACAUCAAAUUUCUUAACGCGAGUAAACGAGAAUCCUUUCCAGACUUCAAGCACCGAUUACAUAGUCUUGUGGUCUGAUCUCGAGACAUUGUUACUAUCAUUUGUCAUCUUUAUAMUGACAAUUAAACUUCUACGAAUAGUACGAUUUAAUAAUUAUGUACUUAAGCUUUACASAAGUAUGCAAGGAACUAAGAAGAUGCUAGGACCCUUAUGUGCCUUAUUUGUCGUGGUAGUCACAGCGUUAUCGCUUAUGGCCUAUGUAUUGUUUGGGCAUUAUCUUUACAGCUUCUCAACRUUCAGUAGAACAGUGCUGAAGCUUGUUCAUCAGUUAGCCGGRGGGAAAUUGUUUCAAAGGGCGACACACAUUUCAAAUACAACUAUAGGAAUUAUUUUUGGCCUUCUUUAUGCAUCAACAACAUCUCUUAUACUAGUUAAUGUUUUUCUCUCGACUAUUAUGGACMGCUGGGUCGAURAAAAGGACAAAGAUAUUCCGAAAAGAGGUGUASAUCCSAUGGAAAUAAUACAAUCAUGGAUGAAAAAACCKUUUAAAAUGCGUAAGAAAAGAGCAAGRAGAAGAAACAAUUGUCGAAAGUAUGCAGUUUUGGAGAUCAACAGUAACAAGAAACUCAACGUGCAUCGAUUGGAUGGCAAAGCAAAAUACGUAGUUUUAUAUGAGCAGAAUAAUUAUUUAUAAUAAGAAUAUUUAUGAUUUUUUUUCCUGUUGUAGACUAAACCGUGAACCAAAUAAGUGUGUACAAAAUAAUAGUACAUUGUGCAAUAGUAGACGUUUUUAGAGUGAAGUGAGUAAACACGUGAAACAAAAUUUGACUAUUAAAGUGUAAAAGUGAAUAGACACAAAGGAAAACAAUGGAAUUAGACAGUAUUAAAGUGUUUUAGUCGAUAUAUUUUUAAUAUUUUUCCUACUUCACUCUAUAUUCGUGAAGCAAAAAGUAGUAAUCACUACUAAAUAGUGUUGAUUAGAUAUUAUAUUAUAGCUCAAUUCUAACACGCGCGCUGAUUGGCGGAUUUCAUGAGAAAAGCUAUGAUUUAUUGCGCCGCUAAACCAGCCUUCUUUCAUGAAAGACUUUUGAGACUAAAUGUAUGUAUGUUUUUUUACUUUCUUUUAUUUUCUGAUAUAUAAAAGCUGUUUGUGAUUUACAGAUCUCUUCUCGUGUUCUUCCAAAAAUCCCAUGCGCGGUUUGUUUCGCCAGUAAACCGCUUCAAGCUAUCGUUAUUGCUUAAUAAACGCAUGGAAUUAGCAUAAUCUACAACGAUUAUGUAUUCAAGUUUCACGGAUUGAUCAGUGCGUCAGCUAUAAAAAUCAAACACUAGAACGAGGACAUAAAACGCGUGAAACCACGAUUGAAACAAACCUUGACUAUCAAAGUGUGAUAGUCAAAUAGAAGCAAAAGAAUGCAAUAUCUCCUCUCGGCGCUAGGAAACAAGUUGCGCGAGGAGCCUGUGGUUUUGCACCAAAGCAAGGCAAAAUCGGGCAACAUCCCACAAAAAUGUCAUCUUUGAGCUUGUUUAUCAUUUUGCAAUACCAGGAAAAUUAUUUUUUUAAUGGUGAAAAAAGGCAUAGCUUUGAUAGUACUUGACAGACACUCUUGUUCAUUUGAGGGCUGCAGCAAACAUGUUGCCCGCUUUGGUUUUAACCGCGAACAGGUCAAUUAGAGUGUACUACCGUACGGUGUAUUGGUGUAGUAUGCUUUUAUUAGUAUAACAUGCACUUAAUUAUAUUGCACUAUUUACCAAUAUUUGGUUAAAUUUAAGUAAAAAAAAAACCUUAUAGAAUAAAAGAACUGAUAUAUUUUCAUUUGAAUAUGUUGAACAAAUACGAUGCAUGUGAUAUACGUAUGUAUAUAAACAUUAUAUUUUUUUGAUUAUGCAAAAGAACUCGAUUUAUGUACACCUAACUGAAAAAAACGUAGUUGGGUUCCAAAAGGUUAAAUCAUGAAAGCUUAGGACGAAAGAGACUAUGAAAAAGCAAAUAAUUUGAGUAUAAGAGUGUUUCAGAGUCAAAAGAUUGACUGCACUGAAUGAAAUCACCUCUUCGUGUUUAGCUAUAAUAAAAGAUGUUCAGUUAAAUUUAAUUGAAUUUUUGAGUACUUUCUGAAUCCUCUUCGGAGUUUCAGUUGGUGAUAUCACCUUUUGCGACCCGAAUACGUUCGAAAAUAGGUCUAAUUGAAUGAUAUUUUAUUAGUUAUUAUCAAUGAAAUAGGGUACGUGCGUUUCUUACUUUCGAUCGCACCGUGCAACUGUAUCUAAGUAGUAGACUUAUUUGUACAUACUGAAAUAAGACCUGAAGUAAGAUGGUAUUGAAUGCUUCAUUUGUAUCAAUUUAAGUUAAUUUGUGUACCGCAUGUACGAUUUACAAGAUACAACUAAAUAGCACUAGUUUGUACAGUUGCACGGUUUAAGUGCGAUCACUACUCUAUUUUCAAGAUCAACCAGCAUCUCUUAAGAGCUUUUG
Molecule: messenger RNA, 7524 nt
Organism: Exaiptasia diaphana
Lineage: Eukaryota; Metazoa; Cnidaria; Anthozoa; Actiniaria; Aiptasiidae
Exons: 18
Coding region: 10-5745 (1911 amino acids)
Biological process (GO): detection of mechanical stimulus
Cellular component (GO): membrane
Molecular function (GO): protein binding; calcium channel activity; calcium ion binding
Source: RefSeq, a predicted model, not a curated record